Anopheles bellator is the source of this 2089-nucleotide messenger RNA. Its product is annotated as NADH-ubiquinone oxidoreductase 49 kDa subunit-like. Gene Ontology annotation, biological process: mitochondrial electron transport, NADH to ubiquinone. The record is from RefSeq and is a predicted model, not a curated record. The transcript has a single exon. Gene Ontology annotation, molecular function: quinone binding; NADH dehydrogenase (ubiquinone) activity; NAD binding. NCBI's taxonomy places the organism in Eukaryota, Metazoa, Arthropoda, Insecta, Diptera, Culicidae. The coding region runs from base 226 to 1632 and encodes 468 amino acids.
GUUUGACAGCUUGACGUACAACAAUAACACCGUGAAGGGAAGGAAGCGAAACCAUUUUUCUCUCGUUUCUGUCACUCAGGGGAGAAAAGUAAACUUCAUCUGGCCGAACGAGGGCUACGUAUCCGCGGAGUGUUGUAAUCCGCUCGUUCGUCUGUCGUUCGUUCGUUUUCCCCCCGUCGAUCGAUUGUCCAGCCUGUUCGAGUCGCGGACGUACGCGGCACAAGGAUGGCAUUCUCGGUGCUAAACACGGUGGCUAGGCGGGCCAACUUGGGCGUUUAUGUAACCAGCGGUCUGCUCAAGAGCGCGGCCGCUUUACAUAAUGUACAGCCGGUGCGUGGCGCGGGCAAAUGGUUCCCGGACGAGGAAUUUAUCGACCAGUUCAAGGGUCCGGUCAUGUACCCGGACGAGGUAACAUCCCGCUGGAAGCUGCCACCGUGGAAUAGCAAGAUCGCCCCGGUGGAGAAGACAGUGCGGAACAUGAGCCUAAACUUUGGGCCCCAGCACCCGGCAGCGCACGGUGUCCUGCGGCUCGUUCUUGAACUCGACGGCGAAACGGUGAUGCGGGCGGAUCCGCACAUCGGGCUCCUGCACCGGGGAACCGAGAAGCUGAUUGAGUAUAAAACCUUCACCCAGGCACUGCCGUACUUCGAUCGGCUCGACUACGUUUCCAUGAUGUGCAACGAGCAGUGCUACUCUCUUGCCGUCGAAAAGCUGCUCAACAUCGAUGUUCCGCUGCGCGCCAAGUACAUCCGGGUGCUUUUUGGUGAGAUUACCCGCAUCCUCAACCACAUCAUGGCAGUCGGGACGCACGCGUUGGACGUCGGCGCGCUAACACCGUUCUUCUGGCUGUUCGAGGAGCGCGAAAAAAUGAUGGAGUUUUACGAACGCGUUUCGGGUGCGCGUAUGCACGCAGCCUACAUCCGACCGGGCGGUGUGUCCCAGGACCUGCCGCUCGGGCUACUUGACGAUAUAUACGAGUUUGCGUCCAAGUUUGGUGAGCGGCUGGACGAAGUAGAGGACGUGCUGACCACGAACCGCAUCUGGGUACAGCGUACCGUUGACAUUGGCAUCGUGUCAGCUGAGGAUGCACUCAACUAUGGCUUCAGCGGUGUCAUGCUGCGCGGUUCCGGCAUCAAGUGGGAUCUGCGCAAGUCACAACCGUACGAUGCGUACGAUCGGGUAGAGUUCGACGUGCCGAUCGGCACCAAGGGCGACUGUUACGAUCGCUACCUGUGCCGUGUGGAGGAAAUGCGUCAAUCGCUCCGUAUCAUCGACCAGUGUCUCAAUCAAAUGCCCGCCGGCGAGAUUAAGACGGACGACGCAAAGCUAACACCGCCUUCGCGUGGCGAAAUGAAGCACUCGAUGGAGGCGCUCAUCCACCACUUUAAGCUGUUCACGCAAGGCUACCAGGUGCCACCGGGGGCAACGUACACCGCGGUCGAAGCACCGAAGGGCGAGUUUGGUAUCUACCUAGUGGCGGACGGUUCCAGCAAGCCAUACCGUUGCAAGAUCAAGGCGCCCGGCUUCGCACAUCUUGCAGCCCUCGACAAGAUCGGUCGUCACCAUAUGCUGGCUGACGUGGUAGCCAUCAUCGGUACGCUGGAUGUCGUGUUCGGAGAAAUCGAUCGCUAAGUCGGAACACGGAAGCCGGAACGCAAGAGCGUAAUUUUAGUUUUGCUGUAGCGUGCGCUCCGAUACAACACACCUUCACGUCGCUGUGGUUCGGCGGUCGAGAACGCUCUAUCGGUUCUCGUUCCUCGUUGAAUCAACAAUCAAGAUCAGCUUUCAGCAUUUUAACAAUAAAUGAAAUACGGAAGGUUGGCGAGUGAAGAGUAUACAGCAAUCAAACAAAUGAUAAAAAGCAAAUAUCGGUACUGUGCGAAAAAGCAAAUGAAUUCGAAGCAAAAGAAACGAGUGUUAACUAUUAAUAAAUAAAACAAGAAUAAAAAAAUAUGGUUGGUUUUGCGUUCCAAAAGCCAUUUCUUUCGCAUGGCUUAAGCAACCUGUCUUUAGUAGGCGGGUUUUUAAUAACAUCUGCAACAUAUACUGCGUGUUCCUUUCGUGAUAGUACUAAAUAUCCGCCGUUUAA